Molecule: messenger RNA, 1385 nt
Organism: Solea senegalensis (Senegalese sole)
Lineage: Eukaryota; Metazoa; Chordata; Actinopteri; Pleuronectiformes; Soleidae
Product: cell adhesion molecule 1-like
Exons: 5
Coding region: 207-1280 (357 amino acids)
Biological process (GO): cell adhesion
Molecular function (GO): integrin binding
Source: RefSeq, a predicted model, not a curated record
AAUAAAAGAUGACUGUCGCCCUGAAUGUGAAUACACUUUCACAGAGAGGAUGUCUGGCAAAAAAAAACAAAACAAGCGGCACUGCCAACAUUGUUCCUCUCAGUGUGUACACACUGUGAGCUCGUUCAGUGCGUUCACUCCCGACGCCUGUUUCUUCCGUGGUUUAUGACUUUCUUUCGUCUCUCUGAAUAGAAUAAGUGGGAAAGAUGUUUUUCAUUCUGUCGGUGGUGUCUUUCAUGAACCUGCUGUGUGGUUACCAUGUCCUCGGUUGUGUUAUGAACUGUACACAUAGAAGUGAGGUAAGACCGUCCAGACUGGUGGUGAAGUACGGUGACCCGGCCUCAGCCGUGUGCUCUCUGUGUCAGUCUUGCCAGAGCAAAGAGCUUCGUCUGGAGGUUUCACUCGGACACAAGACGGGGAAUGCCACUGUGUGUCUGUGGAGCGUGGACAGAAUGACUGAGUGGGACACAAGCGCCCUGUGCUACUACACUGACCUGUCUGCACGCAUGUGCUGCACUUAUCUGCCUGUGACUGUUUACAAGCCUCCAGACAGUGUGUCCAUCAGCUUUACAAACCUCUCUGGCCCGAUGUUUGAGGGUCAUCAGUACACUCUGCAGUGUGAAGUGCACAACGUUGCUCCAGUUGCAAACCUCACCGUGACCUUCUACAGAGGGUGGACGUCUCUGGGUCAACGACACUCAGACAGCUCAGUUUUGAAACCAGUGACUGAGGUCUUCACUCACAACUUUAAUGCCACUGGAGAAGAUGAUGGAGUUCAGUUCUGGUGUCAAGGCGUUCUGGAACUGGGACCUGAAGGACCACAGCACCCCCCAGUGGUGAAAUCACGAAACAUUACUGCCACGGUCCACUAUAAGCCUCGGCAGGUGGAGUCACCGCGUCCAGGUCCCAUCAUUGUCACAGAGGGAGACUCUCUGCAGCUGAACUGCUCUGCUGUGGGAAACCCCAGCCCCUCAUACCGGUGGGAGCUGCCGCAACCCACUCAUCGCCACGUCACGGGUGACAGUCACGUCAUCAACUCUAUAACUUCUAAGGAUGAAGGCUGGUACGUGUGUCGUGUCAGCAAUGAUGUGGGAGCCUUCAGUGUUUCAUUUGAGGUGGUCGUCAAAGGUUUGGAGUUAACCAGCGCACCACAAUCAAGCACAACUUCAACAAAAGCAACCACCACAAAGACAACAGUCGUACCUGAUAGCAGUACAAGCAUCACACCGACACAUGGCUUUAUAAUGUGUGUGCUGCUGUUCUUCUCUGCUGUGAUUUGACUUCAUACUGAAAAAAUGAACAGUAUGUAUGUCAAUAACAUGUAAUCAAAUGCCCCCAAAGUAACACAUACAUUUACAGUAAAUGGCUGACUAACUACUCAAGCA